AUGUGGGGGACCUUCGGGGACCACUGGGGAACGGGGACAUAUUUACUUAGACCCCCGCCCGCGGCCACUUCCCCGUCCAGACAGCAUAUAAAAGUUUUUUUCUUUUUGUUACAGAGAGGCUCAGACGAGCUUCUUUCGCAGAGUGGCGUCACCGUCAUGGCGCCCGCAGCUCCACACCAUGCUGACAAUAAUAACCAAGAUUCCGCCGCCAAAAAGGUGAAGCUUGAGCAAAAUGUCGGCAAGCCUUCAAGAGUUAUCCACAUACGGAAUAUACCAAACGAGACGACGGAAGCUGAGAUCAUACAGCUGGGUCUGCCAUUUGGGAGGGUUACCAAUGUUCUCGUGCUCAAAGGAAAAAAUCAGGCAUUCCUGGAAAUGGCGGAAGAAAUAUCUGCUGUAGCCAUGGUGGCAUACUUCGGUGGCUGCGUGGCUCAACUUCGUGGGCGAGCUGUUUACGUGCAGUUCUCUAACCAUAAGGAACUAAAAACAGACCAGACUCACAGCAACGCGUCUGCGUCAGCACAAGCGGCACUUCAAGCCGCUCAAGCCAUAUCUAACAGCGCUGGUGCAGCACUCGUAGCUGGCGCGGGCGCAGCGCUACAACCAGCCAACGGAGGAACCGAAAUACAGUGUGACCUACAGGGUGGCCCCAACACUGUGCUGCGCGUUAUAAUAGAACACAUGCUGUAUCCGAUAGUACUUGAUGUACUUUACUCGAUCUUUCAGCGAUACGGAAAGGUGCUCAAAAUUGUCACUUUCACUAAAAACAAUUCAUUUCAAGCCCUAAUCCAGUACCCAGACACCGGGUCAGCGCAAAUGGCGAAAACGGCUCUGGAUGGUCAGAACAUAUAUAACGGAUGCUGCACUCUUCGCAUUGACUACUCAAAGAUGACCUGCCUCAAUGUCAAGUAUAACAAUGAUAAGUCCCGAGACUACACUAACCCGACGCUUCCAUCAGGAGACGGGGACGCUCACCAGCUGUUGACCAGUGAGUUGAUGCCACUGCGGGCCCACCUCGCCCUGAACCUCGCAUCCAGGAUGAGCGGAGGGGUAUUGGCACCACCGUUCCUGGGUCUGGGAUCGGGGCUAGCUUCUCCCUAUGGAGUGGGAGUGGGGGGAGUGAGCCUUCCAGCGUUUGGAGCUCUCGCUUUGACUCCAGCAUCACCAGCGCUCCGAGCUCUUGCAGCUCCACCACUGCCGCUAGCUACAGUACUGCUGGUUUCAAAUCUCAACGAGGAGAUGGUCACGCCUGACGCUCUAUUUACCCUUUUCGGCGUGUACGGUGAUGUGCAACGGGUGAAGAUCCUCUACAAUAAAAAGGAUUCAGCUCUCAUCCAAAUGGCGGAGCCUCAUCAGGCACAUCUAGCCAUGACUCAUAUGGAUAAGCUUCGUGUGUUUGGUAAAGCGAUGCGCGUGAUGCUUAGCAAGCACCAGACCGUACAACUGCCCAAAGAGGGACAGCCAGAUGCAGGACUCACCAGGGACUAUUCCCAGAGCCCGCUCCAUAGAUUCAAGAAGCCCGGUAGCAAGAACUACCAGAACAUUUACCCUCCGAGCGCUACAUUACAUUUAUCCAACAUUCCAGCUACCGUUACUGAAGAUGACAUCAAGGAAGCGUUCACUAAACGAGGUUUCACCAUCAAGGCGUUUAAAUUCUUCCCGAAAGACCGCAAGAUGGCUCUGGUUCAACUGCCAUGCAUCGAUGAUGCUGUGGCUGCCCUCAUCAAGAUGCACAACCACCAGCUCUCGGAGUCCAACCACCUAAGGGUCUCCUUCUCCAAAUCAAGUAUUUAA
Molecule: messenger RNA, 1794 nt
Organism: Danaus chrysippus (African queen)
Lineage: Eukaryota; Metazoa; Arthropoda; Insecta; Lepidoptera; Nymphalidae
Source: the annotation of a GenBank genome assembly